GGAGCAGCAGACAGCGCAUGUUAAUGCAAUGCUGUGACAGCGUCUGCCAGCAGCGCUGCAUCUGCUGGCAGCGCUGUAUGCUCUCUGUUAGCAAUCGCUUGCUGUUCGAUCGGCUAAUUGCUUUUCUCUUGGUUUGACUAUUGAAUUGUAAAUUGCUUGUAUCGUGUCGGUGGCGAAGCUUGAAAGUGUUCAAGUCACAGCCAAAUAAUCCAAAGUGGUGGUUACAUAUACGAACAUAUGUGCCAUUUAAUAAACAUUUAAUUUGAAUUCGCGUGUUUUAUUUAUAAACAAUAGACGUGCGAAUAAAAGCUACUAAAAAAGCUUAGUAGCUCAACAUUUGGAGGCCCCGGCGAGAUAUAUACUCUCGCUAAGUGUUGUGAAUGCAAUUGAUUUGCAUAAAUAAUUAUUGAAAAUAACUAAGCAUAAAUAAAAAUAGCAAUAACAAUUAGUGAAACAUUUAAAGUGCAAAGUGCUCGAGAGUGCGAAGAAAUAUAUACAUAUAUGUACAUAUGCAUAUAUAUUUAACAAGCGGUGCAUUUCUGUUCUUGCAUUCUCCGUUGUUUGCGCAUGUUCGCCGUUGCUCCGUUGCUUGCGAACCUUCUCCGCUCUCCGUCGCUUGUCUAUGCUCUCCGCUAUUCCGCUGUCGCAGCUGCGUACAUUGCCCUUGCUGCUCUCUCUUAUGCUCUCGGUUUGUGUGAUCUAAAUCAGCUAAUCAACUGAUUAACUUUGAACAGCUGCUGUGCGUAAGCAACUCGCGCGCGUUUGUGAUCGCGGUUUUGACGCGUUUUCCGUGGUGCGCUUCACUUUAAGCUGCUGCUGUGCUUAAGCAACUAGCGCGCGUCUGUGAUCGCGAGUUUGACGCGUUUUGUCUUGCUUUGAACUGCCGCUGUGCUUAAGCAAACCGCGCGCGUUUGUAAUCGCGGUUUGACGCGUUUUUCUUGCUGCGCUGCACAGUAAGUUUGCCAUACAAAGUGAGCAAUUGCCAGUUAGCAAAAGUGCGGUUACCUGCUAGCAAUGGAAAACUCGAUAAACGAGCAAGCGACUACUGUCGAAAGUCGCGCGCGGUUUUUCAAGCGGAAGGUUCUAUCGCUCUAUGAUAGCCUUGUGAGACUCGAUGCGUCGCUUUCUGAAGUUAAGCUAGCUACAUGUAAUUCAUCUGAAUUAGCAGUAUGGUUGGAGCUAUUAGAACGUGCUCAAGCUUCAUUUGACUUAGCUCAGAAUGCGCUGGAGGAGAUUGACUAUAAUGAGAUCGGUAGUGAAACGCGGGACAAUUUCGAUGAGCGUUUUCUUGAAGUGAAAUCGCGUGUUCGGACGCAUUUUGACAGUCGUGAGCGUCAAUUGAUUGGGUCGCCCACAUCGCGGCGUGAUGAGACCAUCGAUCCUUCGGCUAAUGGCCUCGGUGCCCGCGCUAAUAGACGUCGUCUACCCGAGCUCAAACUUCCCACGUUCGGUGGAGAUUAUAAGGAGGUGCGUCCAAACACAAUACCCGACUUGAAGGUGGAUGCCACAUUCCGCCAGGUGCCGAAGCAUGCGUUAACCUUUGAGCUGUGGAAGAUCGACGAGGUUCGCCUAGAAGCCGUUGCUCGAGCACAAUAUGGAACAUUCUACGACAACUGUGCGUACAUCAUUUAUGCAUCGAGUUUAGUGGGACACUAUGCGAAUCACGAGACCAUCACACGCGAGCAAAAGCCGAAUGUGCCGUUGGAGCGUUACAUACAUUAUUGGCUGGGCAGCAAUAUCAGCGAACAGAAUCGCUCGAAUGUUGUGCACAAGAUUCAGGAGCUGGACUCGUAUCUAGGCAAUGUGGCGUCCAUUUAUCGCGAGACGCAGAAUCACGAAAGCGCACGCUUUCUCUCCUACUUCAAGAAGGGCUACGAUGUACUCUCUGGCGCCUUGAUCAACUCGGUUCAAAAGGUGCGCCUCUUUCAGCUGUACGGUCGCAAGUGGCUGCAUGCUAUUGAGCUGGCUGAGAUUGAGUGGUCACACUUCAAUUCGGAUUACAUCAUGGUGCUGCAGAUGGAGGCCAUCACCUUUGUGUGGAUUGGACGCUCGAGUGCCUCGAUUGAGCGUCGAAGUGCGGUCGCCUGGGUGCAGCGACAGCGUGGCAAGGAUUCUGGCACUAUUUGUAUCGUUGGCGAUGGCUACGAGCAGUCGAUGAGUGCGGAGCACAAGCAGGCAUGGAAUAUGGUGUUGCCACUGCAGCAACGUCGUGUCUUUCAAUCCAAUCAGCAGCUGGACAGCAACAGCUAUGACUCCAAGAUUAAUGACGAUAUCAAUGGCAGCAGCAACAAGUUUCGCAUUUACAAGUGCAAUCAACGUGGGCGAUUGCAUCUCGAUCAACUGCACGUGGGCAUGCCCAGCAAGGAUGAUCUAAGCGAUGCGCAUGGCGUCUAUCUGCUCGACAACUAUGGUCAAAGCAUUUGGCUGUGGGUUGGCGCCCAAGCCACUCAAGCGGAUGCUCUCACGGCCAUGGGCAAUGGGCGUGCAUUUGUGAAGAAAAAGAAGUAUGCAAACAGCACGCUCGUGGUGCGUGUGCUCGAGGGACAGGAACCCGUGGAGUUUAAGCGUUUGUUUGGCAACUGGCUGACGGUGUGGCAGGAUAGCACACGAGGCCACAAGCCUGUUUCCAUCAAGUUUGGCAAAUUGGAUGCGGUUCUGCUGUGCGAACUCCCCAAGAUGGCAGCGGACACACAGUUGGUGGACGAUGGACGUGGCGAGCGUGUUUUGUAUCGCAUCUUUGGCGAUCAACUGGUCGAGCUGCCGGCCACCAAAGUGACGUUCUUCACCACCAACUCCUCCUAUGUGGUCAAGUACACCGUUCAGUGUGCCACCGUUGUGGCCGCUGAUCUGGCCAGUGUGGGCGUCAAGAGUAUCAUCUACCAGCGUAACGGUUCGGAGGCAUCUGCGGAGACAAUUGCCAAGGCAGAUAACUUUGCCAUGGCUAUUUUCGAGUCGAUGCAAGGUGCGGAGGCGAUGUUUGUGCAGCUCUACGAGUUCAAUGAGACGCCACAUUUCUUGCAGCUCUUCGAGGGCAAACUGAUCAUAAUGCGAGGUCAACGCAGCGAGCUGCUGCGCUCCAAUAACAAUCACAAUUGGGACUUCAAGACCAAUAUUAUGCUGGAGACCUUUUUGCUGAAGAUCUAUGGCGAUGCCAGCUACAACUCCAAGGCUGUCGAAGAGCAUCCAUUGUCAGCGAUCAGCUCCAAGGAUUGCUAUAAUAUUAAUAGUCGUCCAUUCCUAUCCAUUUCAGAGAGUCCUGACGAUUUGGAUGUGCUGACUCCCGCUCAUCUAUUGUUUGGUGGUCCUCCAACCGUGAUUCUAGAGCCCGACCUAACUAUGCUGGACUACAAUCGGUUGGAUGGUUGGCAGCGUGUCACUCAGCUGCAGCAGGUCUUUUGGACUAGAUGGCGGGAGGAGUAUCUGACUCUUCUCCAGAAAAGAUCCAAGUGGCGCACUCCUGAUCGUCGUCUCCAAGUCAACGACUUGGUCUUGGUGAAGGACGAAAACUUGCCUCCUCUUCGGUGGCCGCUAGCCCGUGUCAUGGCGCUUAUCCCUGGCAAGGACGGCGAGUGUCGAGUUGCCGACUUAAAGACGUCGUGUGGCAGCACCCGGAGAGCCAUAAACAAACUCUGUCCACUGCCCCUAAAGGAUGAUGUUGAAAGAUAGGCUUUCAACGGCGGGAGUAUGUCGGGAGCAGCAGACAGCGCAUGUUAAUGCAAUGCUGUGACAGCGUCUGCCAGCAGCGCUGCAUCUGCUGGCAGCGCUGUAUGCUCUCUGUUAGCAAUCGCUUGCUGUUCGAUCGGCUAAUUGCUUUUCUCUUGGUUUGACUAUUGAAUUGUAAAUUGCUUGUAUCGUGUCGGUGGCGAAGCUUGAAAGUGUUCAAGUCACAGCCAAAUAAUCCAAAGUGGUGGUUACAUAUACGAACAUAUGUGCCAUUUAAUAAACAUUUAAUUUGAA
Messenger RNA from Drosophila albomicans, 3957 nucleotides. Its product is annotated as villin-like protein quail. The record is from RefSeq and is a predicted model, not a curated record. NCBI's taxonomy places the organism in Eukaryota, Metazoa, Arthropoda, Insecta, Diptera, Drosophilidae. Gene Ontology annotation, biological process: actin filament severing; actin polymerization or depolymerization; barbed-end actin filament capping. Gene Ontology annotation, molecular function: actin filament binding; phosphatidylinositol-4,5-bisphosphate binding. Gene Ontology annotation, cellular component: cytoplasm; actin cytoskeleton. The transcript has a single exon. Bases 1015 to 3666 code for a protein of 883 amino acids.